This is a messenger RNA of Caenorhabditis auriculariae, 4981 nucleotides long. The record is from the annotation of a GenBank genome assembly. Lineage: Eukaryota; Metazoa; Nematoda; Chromadorea; Rhabditida; Rhabditidae.
AUGGGCGAUCCCUCUUUUUCGAAAUCUCGGAACUUGUUAGGAAGAAUCUUCUCACACACAACAGCUACUGCAUCUUCUUCAAGAAGAAGGUGGGUUUUUUUUAAAAAUAAAAAUGGCACUUUCUUCGUUUUAUAUGAAAAUAAAAUAAAGCCUUCGGUACUUGUACAGCUUGCCUCACGUAAACUGACAAGAGAUUUAUCAUUGGGGCGCUCUUUUUCACACCUCUUUGAUUUUUUUUUCUUUCAUCUUCUCGGACGUUGGUAACGCCAAACAGACGUGCACCGGACGUUAAUGAGAAAUUUUAAGGAACACUUAAGGAUGCUGACGCUAUUAAAGUGGUCACUAGAAAUGCCCGGACAUGUCCGUUUUGCGUUACCAGUGUCCGAGUUCUUUUUUUCUUUUUGGGAGUUUUUCGUGCCCAUUUCGAAGUGAUUCCGCGAUAUCCAAAAUAGCGGUCAGACAUUGAGGAGCGAUUUCAGCCAUUUUAAAUUUUCUGUUUAUCCUUUCUCCUUUGCAAUUUAACAAAGCAAAUUUUACACAGAAGAAAAACCCUCAGCUGCUUUUAAGAGCAUUGGGCUGGUACCUCUUAUUGUCCAGACGGCAUCGGAGUUAAUCAAACUCCGUCCGCCAUGAAUUCGAAGACGUUGCUAGCCGAUGAAAUGGAGCAAAAAGACAGCAAAAAAUGAGCCUCUGUCACCCUAAAAGGAGCAUUUCUAUGGAGCCUUUUUCCAACCUUUCCGACUUUGCCUAUGAUAUCGGAUCAAGGUUUUUCUGGCUUUACUCUACAGAAUUUUGCAAUAGGCAGUGCCUAUGCCAGCACAUUCCAAAAAAGCUUCAUGCAUUCUGCGAUACAGUGCUUUGCAUUUUGUACAGACGUACCUCGCAUUUUACACUUUUUUUCGUCUGUACAAAAGUGAGACCAAAAAGAAAGGCAAAAUGCGAGGAACUUCUAGGCAAAAUGCAAAGCUCUGAUUUGCAGGAUGCAUGCAACUUUUUUUUUUUGCAGAAUGCCGGCAUAGGCACUGCACUUUGCACGAUUUCAGUAAAGUACUUCAGUGUGGAUAAGGUCAAGCCUUCUCUUUUUCUCAUCAUAACAUUUUUUAAACUAAAACAUUCAAAACCUCACAUCAAUAUUUCCAGUAGUAGUCGAUAGUCGGAGUAUUUUUCCACGCUUAUUCGUUUGCAAUUCACGUUAUUUCUGAAGAAAAAAAUAAUUAAAAGCGAUUUAAAAAAAAAAUCAAACUGCUUUAUUUGAAAUUUUCGUCGAAUCUCCAUGUGUUGAACAAAUCAAUUUCUUUGAAAGCUUCCUGCAAUUAUUUCAACAUUGAAAAAAGCAAGUCGAUUGAAUUAUUUAAAUCGCAAUGUUUUGGCUGAUUAGCUAUGUAAAGUCAAAGUAAGUUAUGGAAGUCUCAUCCAGUCAGAAGAACUAACUAGGCGGUGCGCUAGAGCUCCGCUCGGCCUUGUCAGAACUAAGAUUCCUAGACGCCGAAGGCCGUGACGGCAUUUUCCGCGGGGGUCCCAUCAUCGCUUUGUCAGCAUCGCGCUGCCAACAGUUUGUGCCUCGGCCACUGGAAUGGGCUUCAGCGUGACUUUGCGUAUCCAAUUUGCAAGCAAAAAGGAUCGGCACUCCGGGAGUCCCGCGGGCCUAAUCUACUAGCGCUUACAACUCAGAAAAUUAUUUUGGAUAUUAGAAGUUCUAUGGAAGUUUGAAACUCAUCUUGACGUAGAAUUCAGGAGCAAGACGAAUCGUGAGGGAAGCGAAAAAUGAAAUGCGAUCCAGGUCAUAUAAGUAGAAAUGACACGUUGUCACGUGGUUCACGUUUUUUUAAUUUUUUUAAAUUUUUUUAACAUCAAGAAAAUGACCUUGCCACGGGGUUCACGUUUUUUUUUUCAGAAUGAAAUUUUUGUUCUGAAUAAAAUUCUGGGUCAUAUGACGUGAAAGGUAGAGCUAGUGGAGACACUAAAAAAUUCUUUAAAGUUCGAAGUUUAUAAUUUUUCAGCCCUAUAGUUUUUUUGCCCGCGGUUUUUAUCGUUCAGUUUAAUUAAAUGUUUUUUAUAUCAUAUUCUUGAAACUGACAAGAUUUCAAACAUUUCAUUAACAAUCAUCUUAAAAAUGCCAUGAAAUAUGAAAAAAGAACGCCGUGUUUAAAGUAAUUUGAACGGAAUUAAAAUCUAUUUAUUCAUAUUAUUUUCCAAGAUUGAAUUCUUUUUCACUAUCUGACCGCUAUUUUGAAUUUCGCGGAAUCACUUCGAAUGAAAAACUUCCAAAAAGAAGAAAAAAUAUCAAAAAGGUGUGAAAAAGAGCCCGUGAUAUAGUCUGUUCAGAUUUUUAAUGUCAAGUGCAACGACGUCAUUCAAAAACACUCUGCGGAUGGCUCGCUCUCUGAUUGGUUUAUCGCACCAUUAUGGGCGGAGCUUGAGCAUCGACUUGACAUUCAAAAUCUGAAGAGACUAUAAAUCUUUUGUCAAUUCACGUGAGGCAAGUUGUACAAACACCGGAGGCUAUAAAAAAAAACCGGAGUUUAUAGUAACCAGCGUGAUAGAAUAGUCUUUGACACUGCUGCUCAUUUCGAUGAAGGUUAUCACCAAGUUAUAAAAAAGGUAGUUUGACAUUUUUCUCAGAACGUGAUGCAUUUUAUUUGAGGUAGCUAUUGUUAUAUGCAAAAUGGCCGGGUUCGACGAUCUCGAGAACGCGGCUCUUGAAACCUUGAGCGUUCUGUUUCACAGAUGUUCGAUUUCUCUGUUUUCAUUUUCUAAAAGUAGGAAAGUUACAGGCCUGAAACAGAUCGCCGAACAAGCGCGACAUUUCUGCGAAGUCUCUGGGAGAACUAAGCCCUCACCAGCUGACGUCUUAGCCGCUUUGGCCAAUACGGGACUCCGUUUUGAUGGAAUUCCAGAGUUUUUCUACCAUCAGCUCACCCAGCCUUUCCCAUCACUUAGAACUCGUAGGGUUUUGUUUCUAUAUUGUUUUUUAAAAUCAUAGGUUUCAGUUUGGUCUCAAAAACUAAUAGAUUCUUCUCUUAAUUCUCUUUUUCAAAGUCUAAACUUUUAAAAGCUGGAAGUUUUUUUUUUCAAAUUCAAUAGACAUUUGGAGUAUUGCUGCAAAAUUUUUAACAAUUAACCUCGGCAGAGAAAAUGUUAUUAGUGUAGAUCGGAUUCUUUGAAGCGAAAUACAAAGAAAAUUCUUCCUAUCAAUUUUUUAUUAACUUUUUUGCGGUGUUCCAAAAAAAAAUUUCAGCUUCGCUUUUACCUGUAGCUUCAAAAAGAGCGACAGUUAGGCUUGAGACCGACGAGCCACAUCCACAAUACGUUUUUUCGUGGAUGCCGCCCUUUCCAAAUGCACACACGUAUAUUCGAACUGAUGUGGGUUCCUUUUAAGAUUAUCAAGUAAUCUUUCUUUUUUCCCAGAUUUGCGACGAGCCAGACAUUUCCUAUGAGAAAGUUCGCGAAACGAUGGCUGUGAAAAGUCGAAACGCCGUUCGCUCCUUUGUCAACCACUGGAUUCGAAGUCUACCAAGUUUCAGUCUCUUUCAAAGUUUCGAACAAGUGAUCUCCGAGUCAGUCGAUAGGAUGGUGAGAAAAAGGAGCCUAAGUUUUUCAUAAUAUAGUUUUCUUUGAAGAUAAAUCAACAGACGCAUAAAGCCAGACGCACAGAGUCAUUUUUUGCGUUCCGUUCUCUGUUGGGUCGAGAUGAGAUUGAAAAUGAAGCAGCAAAUAGAGAAUUCCUGAUCCAGAACGGGCUUAUCACCGAAGAAGUGAGUGUUAUCCAGUUUUUUGUUUCAAAUUGAUCGAUCAAAUUAAGAAAUAGCUUGACUAAAAAAUACCUAACAAGAUGAAGACCUGGUAGAAUUUUCUGUUUCUCAAAACAGAGCUGUUACCAGGCUUCUUGCUCAGUUCUUGCUUUAUUAAACAUACGGAGGACUCAGAAAGCAGACAUGUAAUUACACUGUAAGCGGAUUUUCGUCUUUUUUUUCGUUGAAAUUUUUCCAAUAUAUAUUUAAAAAAAGAACUUCGAGUAGGCUCUACCAGUGAGAUUUUGAAAAUUGUUAUGAAACUCCAAUUUUACACAAUUUAUCAACAAAUAACACACCAGAUUGUAGUAGAUUUUUGUAUAACUUUCCUCCUAAUUUUUCUAUUUGAUUAAUUAUUCAUUCGCUAAUCUUUUUUCUGUCAGAGUGAUUUGGAGUUGGCAGUUCUCUGCAGAGACGGAACGAUAAUCGACACAAGUGGUAAAAGAGUCGUCGUUGGCGCCGACGUCGAAGUUGAAAUGGAUUGUGAAGACGCCGAUUCGUCGAUGUCUCCGCAGAAAUUGAAAUGUUUGUCUUUUCAAAACACGCAUGGUGAUAUUUUUCAGCUUUUAAAUCAGUUUGACUCCAAAAUAUUUCGCUUCAGCUGAUUACGAUGUCGAAGAGAUGUUGAACGAGUUGGAUCGCUUUCAAUUCGACGAUUUUGAUGAGAAGUUCAACGAACUCGACGCUUUGAAGCAGAAAUGGAUACUGGAAUAUUUACCGGAGUGGUGCCAUGGUGAAAUUUUUUUCCGGCUGUAUACAGAAGAAAAAAACUGAAACUUCAAAAAUAGAAACUCAUUAUGAGCUUUUUGUCAUUCAUAUUUCUACGAAAUUCGUUCUCAAAGAGUUGAGUUUUUUUCUCUCAAAAAUGUCUACGUGAAAGUGAAUUAUUCCUAUUUUUCCAUAAAUAGUUUGUUUUCCAAUAUUAAUGGCACAUAAAUAAUCAAAUUACUGCAAGGAAAGUGUUUCUCAGGUGCUCAAACAUUUUUUUUUUGUAGUAUUGGAGCCAUCCUAUGAACACUUGGCUUAUUUGAAGGCUGCCGACCAGGAAAGCGAGAAAUCUAAAAACGAUCAGACCAAUGAUGACACGACCGAUGUGGGUUCUAUUUUACUUGGCAAUUUCGAUUUCGAUUUUUCAGCUUCAACCGACUGAAAACCCAUACUUCAUGCCUCCUGUUUUAGAUGAAACGUGA